Anopheles funestus (African malaria mosquito) is the source of this 701-nucleotide messenger RNA. Its product is annotated as thioredoxin domain-containing protein 17-like. The record is from RefSeq and is a predicted model, not a curated record. The transcript is spliced from 3 exons. Gene Ontology annotation, molecular function: protein-disulfide reductase [NAD(P)H] activity. Gene Ontology annotation, cellular component: cytosol. Bases 220 to 603 code for a protein of 127 amino acids. NCBI's taxonomy places the organism in Eukaryota, Metazoa, Arthropoda, Insecta, Diptera, Culicidae.
GCACUGUAGCCUGUCCAAGUACACAUCCAAAACAAUGCAAUUUUGUCACUGACGACCGGCUUAAAAUUAAAGAGAACAGAUAGGUUAUCUUAGCACUUCCUUCUAUCUUCCAAUUGAAGCUACAAGCAGCCAAUCGGUAUUACAUACUCAAGCAGCUAUCAGUGAAGACCAAAACGGGUAUCAUCUAGAGGCGCACAGCCGAAGAAACCGAAAAUUAUAAUGGUGCAUAAACAUUCCGUCGCUGGCUACGAUGCAUUCGUUGCAUUUAUGAAAGACUUCAACGGAAACGGAGACGCGAUCAAUAUUCUUUUCACCGGUGCAAAGCUCGAUAACGGUGAGAGCUGGUGUAGCGACUGUGUGGAAGCGGCACCAUUCAUCGAAACUGCAGUCAACACGAAAGCACCAGAGAAUUCGCAUUUCAUUUACGUCGAUGUAGGCGAUCGACCAACAUGGAAAGAUAUGAACAACCCCUUUCGCAAGGACACCAAUACUCAUCUUUCGGUUAUACCGACGAUGAUACGAUGGAAAAAUCCUCAACGGCUGGAAGGUGAACAAUGCGCCAAGGCUGACCUGUUAGAGCUAUUUUUUUCGGAAGAUGACUAACUGCACAGUUUCGUACGAUGAUUUUGAUGAAUUUCGGUACAUGUACAUCCUUACAUUAUAUUAUCUACAAUAAAAACGUUUUCUUUUAGGUCCUGCAA